Cicer arietinum (chickpea) is the source of this 513-nucleotide messenger RNA. Its product is annotated as cysteine proteinase inhibitor 1-like. Lineage: Eukaryota; Viridiplantae; Streptophyta; Magnoliopsida; Fabales; Fabaceae. The record is from RefSeq and is a predicted model, not a curated record. Gene Ontology annotation, molecular function: cysteine-type endopeptidase inhibitor activity.
AGCAAACAAUAACUCACAGCAAAAAACACCAUUUGUAAAUCUUGAAAAAAUAAUAGUUACUAUUUGAGCACCAUGAGACAUCAAUUUGUUGUUGUUCUUCUCUUUGUUGUGUUUGUGGCUUCUAUGGCUACAAGAAAUCAACUUAUCCCAGGUACGUGGGUCCCCAUCAAGGACCUUAACGACCCACAUGUGACCGAACUUGCCAAUUUCGCCGUAACCGAACAUGACAAACAAACACAGUCGAAUCUAAAGUUUGAUAAGGUCAUAGGUGGUGAGACUAAGGUUGUUGGAGGGAUAAAAUACUGCCUCAACAUUACUACUACCGGUGGUAUAGAUUUUAACAAAUAUACUGUUACUGUUUUGGAGAAGGCAUUGCUACACUUUAGAAACCUCACUUACUUUGUGCCUAUUCGUGAUUAAAUCAUUCUUGGAUCUUAUAGCAUCAUUCACAUGUAUUCGUGCAAUAAAGUAAUAAAAAUGUUUAUUUUUCAUUAUAAUGAAUUGUGAAUCUAA